Molecule: messenger RNA, 2056 nt
Organism: Humulus lupulus (European hop)
Lineage: Eukaryota; Viridiplantae; Streptophyta; Magnoliopsida; Rosales; Cannabaceae
Exons: 3
Coding region: 188-1936 (582 amino acids)
Source: RefSeq, a predicted model, not a curated record
UUAAAAAAUAAUAACUCAACUUUCUCCUUUCUCUACAAAACAGAGCUGUGUUGUUGAUUUUCUCUUGUUUUUCAAGGAGUUUCGUGGUGAAUUCUGAAAUCAUUGAUGCAAUUGUUGUGGUCGAACAAAGAGGCUCGUGUUCAGUUGUGUUGGCUGUGAUUUUGACUUGGAUGUUGAAUGCUUUAAAAUGUCAAACUCUAUAACAACAUGCCCUUUAGGCCAACAUUGCAUUCAACAUUCAAGUCAUCCCCACUUGCUACUACUUGUUGACACAACAGAUACUAUUUAUAAAGGUGUUAAUGUUAGAUACUUUGCAUGCCGAUCCAAGAGCUCACCAUCAGAAUCAUCAGAUGGUGGAGUUUAUUAUGGCUGCAAUAGAUGUGAGUAUUUUCUUCAUAAACAAUGCAUUGACCAAUUACCACAAGAAAUCCAAACCUCUCACCAUCCUAAUCACAACCGUCUCUUCCUUCUUAUGAAAAGACACAAGUAUUGUAAAUGUAGCACUUGUGGAAAUACAGACAAAGAUGCCUUAUAUUUCGAAUGUCCUCAAUGCGAUUUCCAGUUGUGUUUAGAAUGUGGAGUGAGUGGAGGAACAAGAACCAUUAAAUAUGAAGAUCAUCCACAUCUUCUUUCCUUUAUGGAGAAAAUAAACAAUGCAGUUGAACAAUGCAAUGCCUAUACCUGUUUGAAGCAAUCAAUCAUGUGCAAUACCGAGGAAUUCCAUAAAACAAAUUCCUCCAAAUUUCAAUGUUUGGAUUGUGAUUUCAAACUUCAUUUAUUAUGUGGUCCAUUACCUUCUAUCAUAAAACAUGACAGUCAUAUGCACUCCUUAGAUCUUGUUGAUUUGUUCAUUGAGGAUAACUCUGGUGAAUAUUACUGCGACGUUUGUGAAGAAGAAAGAAAUCCACGAAUACGUGUUUACUGCUGUCGGAAGUGCAAAUAUAUCGCUCACGUACACUGUGUUAUCUCUGAGGUCAUAAAUGUAUUAAAAGGAGAUCUUAGAGAUGUGAAAUUGAAAGUGUUGGGAGAAGAUCUUUGGGAAUUUCCUAAAGAGAUUGAUCAUGCUGCAUCUCCUUUGACCUUAAGGGAUUUGAUACAUAAAUUAACUCAUCAAGAUGAGAUACACUUUUUGAAGAAUCAUUUUAACUGGGAUGAGGGAGACGAAGUGAGUACAACGACUACUGAAGUUGAGCCUGAAGAUGAUAAUAUUGAUGAGGUUCUAAAAUUUUCUAAUUUAACAGAAUUUGAUUUCUUGUUAUUUAUCUUCGGAGAGUUUUAUUCCACCUUUAACAAAAGGAAGUUGAGAAUAAAAUCUAGUGAUCUAGCGUGGACACUUAUUGACAUUAAAGGUUAUUCCAUACCUUUGUAUUUGGCAUCUCCUAUGAAAGCUUUGCUUCACAAAUAUGGAGAUAUUAGUAGAGGUGGUGGAAGACGAUAUAUUCAGUCGAGUUCUUUGAUUCAAGACAUUACUCCAAGAAGAUAUUAUUCCCAAGAAUUGAAGAGCAUGGGGUUUUUCUUUGUAUGUAAAGUGAUGAAAGAGAUGCAUACCACUUUGGUGAUAGACAUCACUAAACAUCUUCUUCAACAAUGGCAUCACUACUUAUACUUUGUAGAAGGGGCUGACUUCAACGUGGAUUUUCUAAUGGCAUCUCUAGAGAAUAUCACAAUAAAUUUCUACUAUCAACAAGUAAGUAAAGUACUUCACAUGAACUUCCCAAUGAAAAUAGAGAAGAAGAAAGAUGCCAUGCAGAAGAAGAUGGCUGAACUACAGAAGAAGAUUGAAGAGUACAAUGCUGGACUUGAGAAGCGCAAGGAACUCCAUGAGUCUUCUAGAAAAGAGAAAUCCAUGAAACAGGGCUUGGAAAACGCAAUGAAAGUCAACUGGAAGUUAGCAAGUGACAUUCGCUUAUUGAACAAAUCCUUGUAUAAAGUGUAGUUACUCCCUUGUUAUUAUAUUGAGGCUCUGUUUUCAGUUUUGGAAAGAAAAAGCCUUAUAUUUAGGCUCUGCUAUUAUAUUGGCACACUUCCAAAUUGCACACAAAAGUUACACGCAUUA